AUGCUCGGAUUCGCGACCAGCUUCUUGCUGUGGACGGCAGCUCAUGCAGUCCCUACUAUAAAAUCAUCUCUCACCGUGAAAGUGCGCAAUGGAACUUACAUUGGAGCUCACCUUUCAGCCUAUAACCAGGAUUUAUUCCUGGGUAUACCCUAUGCUCAGCAGCCCGUAGGAAAUCUGCGAUUCACAGUGCCGCAGUCGCUCAAUACGAGCUGGGACGGUACGCGAGAUGCGAAAGAGUACUCAGAUAUUUGUGUGGGAUAUGGGACUGACUCAAUCUGGUACCCACGUUCAGAAGCUUGCCUCACCCUGAACGUGAUCCGGGGUUCAUCCACUGGCAAUGAUUCCAAGCUUCCAGUUGGGGUUUGGAUCCACGGUGGCGGUUUUUAUCAGGGCUCUGGAGCAGAUGAACGUUACAACAUGUCUGAAAUUGUUGCAAAUUCGUAUAAAAUCGAUAAACCCUUCAUCGCUGUCACUCUCAACUACCGACUGUCAGCAUGGGGUUUCCUAGCUUCAAGCCAGAUCUCCGGCAGUGGUAACACCAAUCUUGGAUUAAGAGACCAGAGACUAGCCCUUCAAUGGGUACAGGAAAAUAUUGCUGCCUUUGGCGGCGACCCCGAGAAGGUCACCAUCUGGGGAGAGUCUGCGGGUGCCAUUUCUGUGGGAUUUCAUCUCACAGCAUUUGGUGGACGAGAUGACAAGCUGUUCCGAGCUGGUAUUAUGGAGUCUGGAGGAUCUAUAGCCGCCCAGGCAGGGAAUUAUACAUCUUCCCAAGCAGACUACGACGAGAUAGCCUCUAAAGUAGGCUGUUCAAACAUGAUUGAUUCAUUGCAGUGUCUUCGCGAAGUGCCAUUUGAGAAACUCAACGCAAUUCUGAACGGCACAGAUGGAACGUCUGACUAUAACUUCUGGCCAAUGGUGGAUGGGGAUAUCAUUCGGAACUGGGGUAGCUUUCAACUGGACCAGCAUGCAUUUGUGAAAGUCCCAAUCAUUGCCGGUACCAAUACAGAUGAAGGCACGGCAUUCGGGCCAACUGGAAUCAACACAACGGAUGAAUGGUAUGAAUACUUGACCACUGGUGAUUUCAAUUUCCAAACACCCACCGCUAUAGCCAAGCGCAUUCUCAACCUCUACCCCGACGACCCAUCCCAGGGCAUUCCGGCAUACCUAGGGGAUAAACGUGUGCCUUCAAACGGCUACGAAUGGCGCCGUACAUCGGCCUUCGCAGGCGACUGGACGAUGCACGCUAACCGUCGACGGCAAUGCGAAGCGUGGGCCGAAACAUCGACCCCAGCCUAUUGCUACCGGUUCAAUGCCCACUCAGCAGACGUGCCUCUUCUGUCGGGCGUGACUCAUUUCGAAGAGGUGUCGUUUGUGUUUCAUAACAUUGCUGGGCAGGGAUAUCACUACGGCAAGCCGUUUGCCGGUGUGCCACAGUCAAAUAUUGACCUCAGCUCUAUGAUGGCUAGCAUGUGGGCAUCUUUCAUCCAUAAUUUGGAUCCCAAUCCGGGUAUUGUGAACAAGUCUGUGCAAUGGGAUGCUUAUUCCAACAGCAAGCCUGUGGAUCUUGUACUCGAUGCUAACAAUACCAGCCAUAUGGAGGCUGACACCUGGCGCAAGGAUGAAAUCGACUUUAUCAAUUCAGUUGCGCAGGCUUUCUGGCGGUAG
Messenger RNA from Penicillium soppii, 1665 nucleotides. RefSeq lists its product as uncharacterized. NCBI's taxonomy places the organism in Eukaryota, Fungi, Ascomycota, Eurotiomycetes, Eurotiales, Aspergillaceae. The transcript has 4 exons. The coding region runs from base 1 to 1665 and encodes 554 amino acids. The record is from RefSeq and is a predicted model, not a curated record.